Messenger RNA from Klebsormidium nitens, 381 nucleotides. Lineage: Eukaryota; Viridiplantae; Streptophyta; Klebsormidiophyceae; Klebsormidiales; Klebsormidiaceae. The record is from the annotation of a GenBank genome assembly.
AUGCGCUUGCGGAUUCUUAGAAAAGGAGACGCGGAUGCAGAUGACGCAGCAGAUGUGGGCGAUUCUAGCAGACUGCCGCCUGGAUUCUCUCGUUUAGAGGACAACUUGAAACCAGAGGAGCUGCCUCAUGCCUUGCAGACCCGGUCUGAAGACGAUGCAGGGCAUACAAUGCACGUCCGGCGAAUCAUCCAACACACGCAGCUGAACGACGUCGGGCAGUCUAUCUUUGACAUCCGCGACGAACUGCAGCCACUCUCGAGAGAACGCUCAGCUGAACGGGAAACAAGAUCGAGCCCGCAAAGAACGGAGAGUCCUCCCGUUGCUAAAACUACUCUGGGCAACAGCGAUAAAGGCAGUAGUGCUACUGAAGUGAUGAAAUAG